AUGGAACAGCAAACAUUAUCAAUAUCUAAAAUUGGUAUUAUAUGUAAAUUAAAUACUCGUACAUCAAUAUUAGCUGCAGCUAAUCCAAUUGAUUCACAAUGGAAUAAAUCUAAAACAAUUAUUGAAAAUAUUCAAUUAUCACCAACAUUAUUAUCACGUUUUGAUUUAAUUUUUCUUUUACUUGAUCCACAAAAUGAAAUAUAUGAUAGACGAUUAGCACAACAUUUAGCUUCGUGGUAUCAAUAUGAAAAAGGAAAUGAAAAUGCUCAUGAAGCUAUGGAUAUUGAUUUACUUCGAGAUUAUAUAUCUCAUGCACGUACAUUUGUUAAUCCACAAUUAACUGAAUUAGCAGGCAAACUUCUUGUUAGUUCAUAUGUUGAAAUACGAAAAGUUGGUAAUAGUAAAGAACAAAUAUCAGCAUGUCCAAGACAACUUGAAUCAUUAAUUCGUUUGGCUGAAGCACAUGCAAAAGUUCGUCUUUCAGAUAAAGUUGAAGAAUUUGAUGUUAAAGAAGCUAAACGACUUUAUUGUAAAGCAUUAAUUAAUGCUGGUGAACGUCGUCUUCUUGCUGAUCUUGCACAAAUAGUUAAACAUUAUCUUAAAAAACGUAAAUUAACAGAGAAGAAAGGAUUAAUUAAAAUACAUACAUUAUUUAAUGAAAUUGAUAAACGAAUUAAUGAACUUAUAAAACGUGAUGAAAUAUCUGCAUUAAUAGACCACAUCUAUGAAUUGAUUGAUGAAAUCGAAGAAAAUAUUGAAAUCGUAACACAUAAAGAACCCGAAGAUGAAGAUAUUGAAGCAUUAAAAUAUACGUUAAAGCAAAUUAAAUGUGGUUUGGAAAAUUACCUAACUCGUGUUGAUACAAUUUUGGAUGAAAAAUUAUCAUACUUAAAUAAUGAUGAUGAUGGACAUAAUGAAGAAGAAGAUUAUGAAGAAGAUGAUGAAGUAAAUAUUAAUACGAUAAUGAAUGAUCCACUAGCUCAACUUCAUCGAAUAAUUAAUAGUCUUGUUGUACAAGGUAUAAUAAGUGAUCCAGCUCAAGAAAGUAUAACACGUAAUAUGUUUGAUGAUGCUAUUCGUGCAUUAGAAGAAAAACAAUUUCUUAUUGAAACUAAUCAUACGAUUCAAACUCUUACAUCAGACAUCAUUGAUAUGAUCGACGAUGCAUUUUUUUCAGAUUUACGUAAAUGGAUUGAACAAGUAGAAACUGUAAGAUAA
This is a messenger RNA of Rotaria sordida, 1218 nucleotides long. Lineage: Eukaryota; Metazoa; Rotifera; Eurotatoria; Philodinida; Philodinidae. The record is from the annotation of a GenBank genome assembly.